Messenger RNA from Metarhizium acridum CQMa 102, 1518 nucleotides. RefSeq names its product glycosylphosphatidylinositol anchor biosynthesis (gene GPI10). The record is from RefSeq and is a predicted model, not a curated record. Gene Ontology annotation, biological process: GPI anchor biosynthetic process. Gene Ontology annotation, molecular function: alpha-1,2-mannosyltransferase activity. Gene Ontology annotation, cellular component: endoplasmic reticulum membrane. Lineage: Eukaryota; Fungi; Ascomycota; Sordariomycetes; Hypocreales; Clavicipitaceae.
AUGCUGCGAUCUGCGAUUGUAGUUGGCUCACCAAAGGUACUGCAGGCCGUGGUUGCUGGCCUAGGUGACUGGUAUACUUGGCAACUCGCUGUCAACAUCUUUGGCCCAGACAGCAACGCUUCCUUCUUUGCACUCUUUCUCCAGCUUUUCAGUGCCUGGCAGUGGUACUGCUCUACCCGCACCUUUUCCAAUUCUUUGGAAACAACCCUUACUGUUAUGGCCCUAUAUUACUGGCCGUGGCGAAUAUUUAGUGCGGCCGUCUCGACAAAAGAGAACCCUAAGCCAGCCGACACUCUUGGAAACAUAUGGGGUCUUCGAUUAUCCCUCUGUUUAGCUGCGUUUGCCGUGGUGCUCCGGCCUACAAAUAUUCUCAUUUGGGCCACCCUUUCACUCAUGGCCUUGACCAGAGCGUCUCUGAGGGGCCCAUCUCCCUUGACCUGGUCCAUGAUCCUGGUUCUUGCUAGGGAGGCUUUCCUGUGCGGUUCAUUGAUACUCGGCAUAUCUGUCGCGUCUGACUACUUCUACUUUGGGUUCUGGACCUUUCCCCCUUACAACUGGCUCAACUUCAACAUUUCGAAAUCGCUAGCUGUCUUCUACGGUCGAAACCCCUGGCACUACUAUCUGUCUCAGGGCAUCCCCCUCCUCUGUACUACCAGCUUACCAUUCGUCCUCUGGGGCCUAUACAAACCAGGCUCUUUAUCAACAAACGAGAGAAACACUCUGCGUGUCUUGUCCUCUACGGUCUUCACGACAGUCGCUGCCCUAUCCCUCAUCUCACAUAAAGAAGUCCGCUUCAUCUACCCUCUCCUCCCCAUACUGAAUAUCGUGGCCGCUCCAUGGGCCGCCUCCUUCUUCACCUCGCCGCCAUCGUCCAAAGCAGUCACUUGCCGUCCCCGUCUUCGCAACAAGCCCUAUCUUAUAGCUGCUCUCGGUGUCAAUCUCAUUCUUGCCGGCUACCUAUCCUUCCUUCACCAACCAGCCCCGCUAAACGUCCUAUCGUACCUCCGGAAAGAAUACGAACGCGUCCACCCGACAUCUGUUCGACUCGCCCACAAAACCCACCAACCUCCGACGCCUCGCGAUGAACUAUUCGCCUUGUUUCUCAUGCCAUGUCAUUCUACGCCGUGGCGAUCCCACCUAUAUUACCCUGGCUUGGAUGCGUACGCGCUGACUUGUGAGCCGCCGCUGGAUACUCAGCCCAAUACACCUGCGAGGGACAACUACCGCGAUGAGGCAGAUAGAUUCUAUGAUGACCCUAUAGGCUUUCUAACUAGUGAGCUGUUUGGACCACAGCGUAAAAUUGACAUCCCUCGCUAUAUUGUCGGGUUCGAGGGAAUCGAACCUUGGUUGCUUACGUUUCUAGACACUCCAGCCGGCAAGGCACUUGGUAUCAAGCCUCGCCGUGUCUGGGGUGGAUUUAACGGUUUCUUUAACGAAGACUGGCGAAGGUCGGGCCGGAUGCUAGUUUGGGAUACCGGCGUAUAUCUUGAUGCUCCACCUGACAAACAUCAGUCUUAA